UCACAACAUCAUAGUGUAUCGCGUAAGGUAGAGUUUCUGUUCUUUUAAGCCCAUUGUCCAGAUGAGAGCAGCAGUUCCGGGAUACGCGCAGAGUAACCACGGAAACACAAGCGCAGCGCUGAAUGCAGAGACCGCUGCUGAUGGCUCGGAUACAUUCAUAAGCAAUUUGCUGAAAUUAUAAACCUCUGACACACUGAUUGUUUGAUGAUGGUCACACAAUGGCAAAAACACGACCCGGUUCCUCCGAGUCUCCGGUUGACAUGGGAAGCACAAACAGAGUCGUGGGUGCAUCUCCUCCAUCCUGUGGGUCAAGUGUGCUGAGUCCUUCAAAAACAGGAUAUACCAAGAGAGAUUUUAUGAUGAUGCCUCCAGAGGAAAAGCUCAAACACUUUGACAGCCAAGCCCAGGUCCAUGAAGACAACCAAGAGUUUGAUGCUUGCAUCCAGGACCUGGUGCGUUGUGUGGCUCUGACCAGGCUGGUUUAUGGGGAGCAACCUCUGAAACUAGCCCAGGCUCAUGCCAGACUGGCUAAAGCAUAUUUAGUGUUCAAAGGCUGGGGACUGCAGGCUCAGGAGCACUCGGCCCAGGCCAGAGAGCUGCUGCCUGUCUGCUCGUCCAUCUCCUCCUGCAGAGCUCCUGCAAAGCAUGAGGUUCUUGCAUGUCUCCUGAGCGUACACCUCACACAGGGAGGCUCUGCACUGCUUACAGCCAAACUUGAGGAGGCAGAAUCCUCAUUUCUGGAAGCAGAACAAGUUCUUAAGGAUCUUUAUCAACACAGUGCCAUCGACCAGGAAGAGAUGAUAAAGACUGAGCUGGAAAUCUCUACUAACCUAUGCAGGGUCUAUAAGAGACAGGACAGGCCAGAGGAGGCAUUAAGCCAGUGCGAGAAGUCUCUGCAGCUGCUGAAGGACUGCAACAAGCCAGAGAAGACCUGCUCUGUCUAUAGGGACAUGGCCACCAUUGAACAGGACAGGGGUCAUUUGGACCGAGCCAUAGAGCAUCUCUCCAAGGCUCAUGCCAUUGCUAUGAGCCACAGCCCAGAGGAGCUGGAGGGGGCUCGGAUCUCCCACAGCCUGGCCCUCAUCCUUUCUGCCUCAGCAGAGCCCCAUCACAAUGAAUCUGCAGGUCACUACUUUGAGCAGAGUCUAACUGCAUACAGGAACUCUGUAGGUCCUGAGGAUCCAGCCUUUCUCGCUGCCCAGGAUGAUUUCUGUCGUUUCCUCCUCCUCAAUGGCCAGCAAGAGAGAUGUGUGGAGAUCCAGAGAGGCUCUCUCACUUCGAAGAGAUCUACAUUUGGUGACCUGAGUGCUGAGGUAGCAGACACCCUUCAGCUGAUAGGAAGUGUGGAGAUGACUGAGGGCAAGAUGAUACAGGCCCACAGGACUAUGACAAAGUGCCUGGAGAUCCAGAGUUGGGUCUGUGGUACUCAGCACAAGAAGACAAAGGCUACACAAAAAGCUGUGGACAUGCUGGCCCGGGCACCAGUGGUGGCUGAGAAACUACAGAGGCAGGGCAGAAGAAAAACAAAACUUGAUGCAUUUUCAGUUGUACCAUCAAGUGGCAAUGAUGGAACCUCCCUGUCUGACUCUUGAAAUUAAGGGUUUGGGCCAAGAACUACUGACAUUGUUUUUUGCUUUGGUCUGUGUGAUUAUAC
Toxotes jaculatrix (banded archerfish) is the source of this 1654-nucleotide messenger RNA. It is a transcript of the gene ttc23, whose product is annotated as tetratricopeptide repeat domain 23. The record is from RefSeq and is a predicted model, not a curated record. NCBI's taxonomy places the organism in Eukaryota, Metazoa, Chordata, Actinopteri, Toxotidae. The coding region runs from base 219 to 1592 and encodes 457 amino acids. Gene Ontology annotation, molecular function: protein binding. The transcript is spliced from 11 exons.